AGGGAUUGCUGACUUUCUUUUGCAGCGGUCGUACGAUGGUGUCGCGAUGAAUGGAUCAGUACUCGUAUGGACGCGGAAAAUGUCAUGUAUCUCGUUGUACAAUUCGGAAACCUGCUUCUCGAUGUCGUCUUGAAGACUCGCCUGCCAGUCGUGCUCGAUGGAAGGAUCUUUGGGCAUGCAUCCGAGGUGAACGCAGGUGGAUACAUUCACACCUCUUUGAACCGGUGCUCGACAUCUGCGUCCGCGAGUACCGAGGUGGCAUAGGAAGCUGAGUCCAGAGUCACCACACCUUGUCAAUAGGCUGUAGAAUUCAUGCUAUUGCUGGCGUGCCUAACGCGAA
Molecule: messenger RNA, 340 nt
Organism: Schizophyllum commune H4-8
Lineage: Eukaryota; Fungi; Basidiomycota; Agaricomycetes; Agaricales; Schizophyllaceae
Exons: 1
Coding region: 51-272 (73 amino acids)
Source: RefSeq, a predicted model, not a curated record